UCUUUUGGGGUGCGGUCAUAGAUAUAUCUCUGGGUGCGUCACUGACAUGUAUAGGGUGCGGUCGUGGGUUAACCAUUGGUGUAAACACAUAGAAUUGAUAAUAUUGAAUUUGUUUGUUAUUUAGCUCCAGGGUGAAUGAUACCCUUUUUUUCAUGAAAAAAUUCUAAAUAAUAGCAUGUGUUAAGUAUAGAAAAGAGUGUGAAUGUUGAAAAUUCAAACUACAGGCACCAUGCAAAGCAGAUAUUUUGGCAACUGGUUGUCAAAAAACAAAACCACUUGAAAUAAAGAUAAAAAGAUUAUAUUAAAACAUCAAUAGUUACAAAUUGCUACAAAUUGAUUUGUUUUUGAGUCCAGAUGCUAUUAAAGAAGCGGAAGAAGGGAGUACACUUGUCGUAUUUUAGUUUCUACUUCGAAUUUUCCUGAAUUGCGAAACUAGAAGACCAUGACUGAACGUCAGUUGGAUUAUGCUUUGGAUUUAAUGAGACGUCUUCCUCCGCAGCAGAUUGAGAAGAAUCUUAGUGACCUUAUUGAUCUAGUGCCAGAAUUGUGUGAAGACUUGUUAUCUUCUGUGGAUCAACCGCUGAAGGUUGCCAGAGACAAAGCUACUGGAAAAGAUUACUUAUUAUGUGAUUAUAACAGAGAUGGGGAUUCUUAUAGAUCACCAUGGAGCAACACUUAUGACCCACCUUUAGACGACGGAGCAAUUCCAUCUGAAAAACUUAGAAAACUGGAGCAAGAUGCAAAUGCUGCCUUCGAUCAGUAUCGUGAAAUGUAUUUUGAAGGUGGUGUCUCAUCUGUUUAUUUAUGGGAUUUGGACCAUGGAUUUGCAGGGGUUAUUUUGAUUAAGAAAGCUGGUGAUGGAUCGAAAAAAAUCAAAGGUUGUUGGGAUUCCAUUCAUGUAAUUGAAGUACAGGAGAAGUCAGGUGGUCGAAUGGCUCAUUAUAAACUAACCUCAACAGUCAUGCUUUGGUUACAGACCAAUAAACAAGGCUCGGGCAUCAUGAAUUUAGGUGGUAGUUUGACACGUCAGGUUGAGACUGACAGCCCUAUGUCAGAAGCUGGAUCUCACAUAGUAAAUAUGGGUAAACUUAUCGAGGACAUGGAAAAUAAGAUGCGUAAUACUCUGAAUGAAAUUUACUUUGGGAAAACCAGGGAUAUAGUCAAUGCACUUAGAAGUGUUCAAAGUCUUGAAGAUACUGGAAAGAUGAAAAAUAUGCAAGCAGAACUAUUCCAACAUCUGAAGAAUAGACAAAAAUAGGUUGUUUCUUGAAUACAUAAUGAUUCUCUGCAUCCUACAACUGAUUAAACAAGCUCUUAGUAAAUUAAUACCAUUGUGUAUGAAAUGUAUAGCUGCACUCACUUCAUAGAAUAGCUCCAUAUUGAAUUUAUGUAUUCAUGACAGAAAAUAUGGCAAGAUUUCUUCUGCAGACAUUCAAUGUGAGUGACUAAAAAUAUAUUCAUGUGCUUAUAAGGCGCAAUAAUAUUUUUCAUUUGAAUUAAAACCAUUUUGUAUGUCAUUUUUAAACUUAAAGAACAAUUGCGUUGUUUUGAA
Molecule: messenger RNA, 1552 nt
Organism: Xenia sp. Carnegie-2017
Lineage: Eukaryota; Metazoa; Cnidaria; Anthozoa; Malacalcyonacea; Xeniidae
Product: F-actin-capping protein subunit beta-like
Exons: 12
Coding region: 443-1258 (271 amino acids)
Biological process (GO): cell morphogenesis; regulation of lamellipodium assembly; actin cytoskeleton organization
Cellular component (GO): F-actin capping protein complex; cytoplasm
Molecular function (GO): actin filament binding
Source: RefSeq, a predicted model, not a curated record